Molecule: messenger RNA, 5940 nt
Organism: Erpetoichthys calabaricus (reedfish)
Lineage: Eukaryota; Metazoa; Chordata; Cladistia; Polypteriformes; Polypteridae
Gene: ubn2a
Product: ubinuclein 2a
Exons: 17
Coding region: 209-4414 (1401 amino acids)
Cellular component (GO): nucleus
Source: RefSeq, a predicted model, not a curated record
GUGCCGUCAGGCUAUUUACGUCCAGGUCAAGAUGGCCGCCCUAUAGUAGCGCCAAGCAGUAACGAGAAGAAACAACAAGAGGUCUAACUGCUAGAUUGUGUUUGAAAGCGUGGUGAUUUUUCUUUUUUUUUUUGUUCCUGGAUUGUAGUAAAGACAGAUAUCAAGAGUCGCAACACGACAGAAUUUGGCCAGGGCGCAGGAGCCGGUGAUGGCAGAGCCCAGGAAAGUGGCCUUCAUCACCCUGUCCUCACCGGACCCGCGGAAGCGCCGUCGGGAAGAUGAGCCUGGCACCCCUGGGCUUCCGACGGUUGGAGGCGGUGGUGGCCUCUUUCCUGGUGCCCCAGAAAGUAAAGUGGACACCGAGCAGACGGAGCAGCGUGGCAUUACACUGCGUCUCAACCUUCGACUGUCAGAGCCGAGUGAUAAAGCCUCCACAGAGUUUAACUACAACGAGCUGGUGAAUGCAGUGAAGGUAAAGAAACCUUCUGACACAGUAUCUAAUCCUAACGACCCUUUCAACGAUGAGAUGCGCGAACGACUAGAAGUGGAAGCUCUUGCCAAGAAGUUUGAAGCAAAAUAUGCAACAAACAAGAAACGCAGGGAUCGGCUCCAGGAUCUCAUUGACAUUGGCUUUGGCUAUGAUGAGACCGACCCUUUUAUAGAUAAUUCUGAAGCUUAUGAUGAACUUGUACCAGCUUCACUAACUACUAAAUUUGGUGGGUUCUACAUCAACACUGGUACUCUACAGUUCAGACAGGCAUCAGAUUCUGAGGAAGAAGAUACGAAGGAUGAAAAAAAAGUGAAAUCGCACAAGAAGCAUAAAGAGGGAGAAGAACGUCCCAUAAAAAAACGCAAGAGAAAGGAUGAGGGAAGUGUUUUAGAGAAAGAGAAGAAACCAAGAAAAAUCAAAAUAUCCAAACAACUUGGGGUAACAGCCCUAAAUUCUAACAGACCUGAUAAAAAGAAACGAAAAAAGCUAAUGAAGGAUUCUUUGUCAUUGGCCGCCAUGCUCCGCAAAUUUACAAGAGAAAAGGAGGCUAUGCGGAAGAAUAACCAGUCCUCUUUGGGUACCACAAACACAAAUUCCUUUCCCAAACAUAACACACCAACAUCUUCACAAACUACUCCAAUAAACAAUGUAAAGCCUGCUCCUAGUCAGACUACAGACCUCUGUGAUCUGGCCACAGACCCUACUAUGAUCUCAAUUUUGGGUUCUGCCAAUGAAAAUGAGCUCCUUCAGCAUGCAGCAAAUGCAAUGGAACUUGAUUUGCUGGAUGUAGACUUAGAAAAGCUCCUAGACUCUUCAUCUCAGGCUAGUGUGGAUGGAAUGGAAGGUGGUACCAAUGUUACUCAAGAGAAUGGCUUACUGAGAACCUCAACAACCUGUGAAAGUGGAAAUUUGAAUACAUCUAAAACUUUGCCACAGAGGCAGGUGAUUAGUGUGACACCACCACCCCUACCAGAAGGUCUUCCGGAGCCACUUCACAAGAGGAUUGGUGACCUUCGUACUGCCUCUAGACAGUUUGAUGAAGAAGGAAGGAAGAAGUUCUUCACCUUGGACAUGAAUAAUAUUCUGCUUGACAUUGAGCUUCAACUCCAAGAUCAGGGUCCACAAGUGCGGGCUGCUGUUUACUCUCAUCUAGAAGUGUUUGUGCCUUGCAACAAAGAAAUGCUGAUGAAGAGGCUGAGAAAACUGAAUCUGAAUGUACAGGAUGACAGACUACGGAUGCCACUUCAGAGGCUUAAGCUUGCAGUUGGUAAUGUAAUGCCUGAACAGAUUUCAAGAUACCAUGAGGAUUGCCUUGCACAUAGCCAAGCCAAGGUGGCAAAGAUUGCAAAGCAGCAAUCUGAGGAUGACCAUGCAAAGAAUUGCUCAGAUGAAGAUGAUGAAGAAAAGCCUGGGAAAAGAGUGGUUGGACCUAGAAAGAAAUUUCACUGGGAUGAUCGAAUCAGAAGUUUACUAUGCAACCUGGUGAAGAUCAAGCUUGGCUGCUAUGAACUGGAACAAAAUAAGACUGUUACAGUGGAGGACUACCUCAAGUCAUUUAUGGAGACACAGGUCAAACCGCUAUGGCCCAAAGGCUGGAUGCAGGCCCGAAUGUUGUUGAAAGAGAGCCGAAUAGUUCACAGCCAUCUUACUGCAAAUUUAUCCAAAAAGAAGAUUGUUCCUACUUCUAAACCUAAGCUGCGGGAAUCUAGCCCCAAAGAUGGAUGUCUAAACAUCUCAACAGGAUCUGUUGGCUCACAACGCACCCCUUCAGCAGUACGCCCCUCAGAAGAGGAUCCAGUGGCCUCUUCUUUGUCUUCACGCCAAAUGGUGCCAACCACCAGCACUCCUUUUAAAUGCAACUCACCCCCAGAAACCAUUUACUUGGACUCCUCUCUUGAUGAAGAAACACCCAAUCCCAGUUUUGAUUCCAUUUCAGAAGCAUUGGCCCAACUCAGCAAUGCUGCUAAGUGUUUGGUCAGUGAUAGCCCUCCUACAACUCCAAAACCUCAAAGGAAUAUGAGUAGCAAUAUUCAGUGUAGAGAUGAGAAGUUGUCAAGUAUCACAAGUAAGCUGCCUUUAGGCCACAGUCACACAUCCGUUAAAACCCACUCCGAUUCACAAGACAGCCAAAAAAAAGAUAUAAAUACAGGUUCUGGUAGAAAUUUUCUUACCGGACUCCACACAAAUAUUAUUAGUAAAAAUGGAGAGAGUCCUAUGGGGUCUUCUAGCAAGCAGAAGGCAGUGGGAGCAGAUGUAGCUAAUUCAGGUGUAAUAUCUGCUAAUGCUCAGACUGGAAAAACAUCACUUGUUCACACAGUUCAAGCUGCUAGCUUACCAAGACUUUCUUCUCAGUCCUCCAAAGUGCCAGUUAGUUCAGAAGGAACUAAACCACACUCAAACUUUUCAAAUGUUAGUAGCAUUAGCAAUAGUCCUUCACAGGUGCAUAUACAUGGCUCAUCUAAGCUGCAGUCUGGAAUUGGAUCUGUACCACAGUCUAGUUCUCAUGCAAAACAGCUACAGAUGUCGUCUUCACCAAAGCUUGUACAGAGCACACAUUCAAGUACUGUAUCACCACUAGGAGCACAGGGUAUAAAACUGCAGCCUCAUGGUAGCAGCAGCAUUAAUAACCUAUCUCAAAGUAAGCUGCAUCCAAGUAGUACAACUGUCUCUCCUACAGUGCAGGUAGGCAAGCUUCAUCCAAACUCACAUAGUUCAAAUAAACAUCAUUCUCACUCUCACUCCACAGCAACUCCACCCCCUUCUACUGGAAAGAUACAGUUGCAGAGUUCCAAUUCACGUUCACCCCAUCAGAGCAAGCACCACUCCACCUCAUCCCCCCAGCAAUUAUCCCAUGCAACGGUAAAAUCACAGACUGCCAAUUUUAUAACUCCAUUGCAAGUUACCAUCAGUAAGUCACCCAGCAAUCCCAUAGUAAAACUCAGCAAUGCCUUGCAAGCUACCCCAAUAGCAAGACCCCCUUCUUUGAGUAGUAGUAAUGUAAACAGUACAAAUAGUACACCUGAAAAAACUUUGCAAUCCUCCUUUUGUAAUACAUCGCCUUCUCCCAGUACUUCCCCUUCCCUCGUUGGUCAAUCUAGACCUAAUUCUAGUAACUCUACAAGUCCCCAGUGCUUAAAUGCGUAUCACCCUAAAUCUAGCAGUCACUCAGUAAGUAUUUCUAGUGCUUUUCGACCCCAUUUUUCUGUCUCUGGGGCUUCAAAAUCCUCUCAGAGCCCUGCUAUUCAUACUGCAGGAGCAAGCCCUUUGCAGCACAAAUCACAAGCCUUCAGUGAUGGCCUGAACAGCAUUUGUUCCAUUCGGUCUCAUACUACUGCUAACAUUACUUCACAAUCAAACACAAAUCCCACUCAUUCGUCUCCUUCAUCAUCACUUAGUCAGAAAUGUUCAAACUCCUCACCUGCCCCUUCACAGAGGUCAACAGGAAGCACAAGUGCUGGAAGUGGGAGUGCUACAACAUUGUCUAAACCAGUUACUGCACGAACAGGAGUGUCAACUUCUACUGCAAUGACCUCUUCGGCACAACUGCAAACAAGUAUAAAUCAGGUGACCACAGGGGCAGGACUUUUAGGCAGUUCGCCCCCUCUAACCCUCAUGACACCCCCACUGUCAGUGCCUAAUCAGGCUGCUACCCUGAACCCCUUUGGCAUGCUUGGGGGUCUGGUUCCUGUGUCUCUGCCUUUCCAGUUCCCUCUGGACCUGCUUACUUUCCCUAAUGCAUCAAAUAAUGCAGCAGCUACUGGAGUGACGACGACUACCUCAGUGGGUUUCCCCCACACCCUAACAGAGAAUCUCCUGAAAGGUCUUCAGACGGGUGCCCAGCAUGCUUUGCCUGCACACCUACAGCAUGCUUUCUCAGAUUCAAGCCAAAGCCAGGGAGGUGAUGUAAAAAGGAAAUCACACUGACCAGCUGGCAUGCAGAUUGAAACUAAUCAGGGAAAAGGAGCAGAAGAGUGGCGAGGGACAUUCUCACUGGGUCACUCCAGGGUCACGUGACUGACAGAGAAUUGUGAUGAAUGAACUUAAUGUGUAUUGAUUUUUAUUUUCCUUUAUGUCAAUGUUUACAUAUUGUAGACCCUGAACACUGUGGUUUGGAGGAACAGAAAAAAACACAAAACAAUCCAAUUCCAUGCUGGACUUUGUUUGUCCUUGUCUCCUGGCUGCAUAUGGCGUGUGCAGGAGUGAGCUGUGGUGGGUCGAAGCCGUGGUGUUGUUGACCAGGCUCAGUCCAGUAGCUCAGUCAGUUCUCGGCUCACUGCCUCCUUUAUGCAUGCUCUUUUUUUGAUUUAUUCAUUGUUCUCAACAGAAGUUCUUGUUGUCAAGCUAUAUUUUCAUUAUUGUAGUUGCCUUUGUUGAUGAUGUAACAAUUGCAGUUAUGCUAUGUGCACAGUAGGCCAAGGGGAUCUGCUGUACUCUAAGAGGCUGCACAUUGUUUAAAUAAAUUAUGUUUUAACAGCUGCGGUGGGUUGGCACCCUGCCCGGGAUUGGUUCCUGCCUUUUGCCCUGUGUUGGCUGGGUUUGGCUCCAGCAGACCCCCGCGACCCUAUGUUUGGAUUCAGCGGGUUGGAAAAUGGAUGGAUGGAUGUUUUAACAGUAGGAAUGUCUAAGGGGGGCAUCUGAAGGUAAGGUGGGUUACACUUAAGAUGUUCAGAAGCAGCUGCUCUAGCAAAUAAGAGCUAAAUGUUUAAGGCCAGCAUUAGCCUCAGCCUUGACAGAGGGCCGAGCGCGGAUCAGGCAGUCCGCACACGAGAUGAGCAGCAGCCCAUCGCUGAGGACAGUCCUGCACCGCCAUUCACUAUAAAGGUAAACUCUACUGCAGGAGCUUCACUGGGGGGUCCCAGUGCAUUUUUGAAACAAGACUGUUUUUAAACCUGAGCUCAGCACUCGUAAUUCCAUCGAGUAUAUUUUUGAUACGCGGCCCUAAAAGAAACCCUUUGAGAUAAGACAACACUGCAAGAAGUUCUGUUUGAAGUUUUGUUCUUUUUAAUGUGCAUCUCUUCUUACCAAUCAUGCCCACAUGCGGUCUGUCAUGUUUACAUCUGUCUGUUUUUUUCCACAGUGAUGCAGCAAUGCAUAGUUUGAAGAAAAUGGCAUUGAGUGCAGAAUGUGGUGGAGUGAGGUGGUGUUAGGACUGCUCACUGAGUUUAAUGUGACCACAUUGUUCACGUGUAUAGAACUCCUGGUGAAAUCCACACUGAGGUGACGCCAGCAUUUUUACCAAGGCAAUAAUGAGAUACAUGUCAUUUUUUGUAAACGUUCUUAUUUCUGAGUAGAAAUGUAACAAUUUGCUAUUAACUUGACUUUUUUUUGUUUUUUUUUAAUCUGAUCAUAAAUAUUUCAGGAUUUAAAAAAGAAUGCAAUUGCAGUUGUUAAUUUGCUGUAAAUUCAAAGUAGAAGAAAAGUAAAUAAAAUAAAAAAUUAUGUUGAACGCA